CCAGCAAGCUUGGAGAAGAAGUCCACAGGGAAAAUCAAUGGUGUCUCAGCAGGGCUACUGUCCUUACUAUGGCUCAUGAAGUCCUGUGUCCUUGAGUCAUCUCAUGGCUGGGGUAUUUGUGCCAUUCAGCGCUUUGAUUACCGUCCCAAAACUGAUCCUUACUGCCAAGCUCGUUACACCUUCUGUCCUACUGGCUCUGCCAUUCCAGUUAUGAAAGAAGAAGAUGUCAUUGAAGUGUAUCGAUUACAGGCUCCAGUAUGGGAAUUCAAAUAUGGGGACCUACUAGGACAUUUGAAAAUUAUGCAUGAUGCUGUGGGUUUUAAGAGCUCUCUAACAGGCAAAAACUACACAAUGGAGUGGUAUGAGCUCUUCCAGCUUGGGAACUGCACAUUUCCACAUCUCCGGCCUGGCAUGGAUGCACCAUUCUGGUGUAACCAGGGAGCUGCCUGCUUUUAUGAAGGAAUAGAUGAUGCACACUGGAAGGAAAAUGGAACUUUAGUUCUCGUGACCACAAUAUCAGGAACCAUGUUUAAUGAAAUGGCAAAAUGGGUAAAAUAUGACAACGAGACUGGCAUUUACUAUGAGACCUGGACAGUUCAAGCAAGUCCCGACAAACCAUCAGUAGUAUGGUUUGACUCUUACGAAUGCUCUAAAUUUAUACUGAGAACAUACCAGAAGCUAGCUGACUUAGGAGCUGUAUUUAAGAAGAUACAAACAAAUUAUACAAGCAUAAUUUUAUUCAGUGGAGAACCUGUUUAUUUGGGAAAUGAAACGUCUAUUUUUGGACCGCUAGGAAACAAGACAUUGGCAGCAGCUAUAAGAGACUUCUACUAUCCAUUCAAACCUCAUCGGACAGUAAGAGAGUUUUUUGUGGAUCUUUUAAAAAUAAUUGAUCGUGUCAUCUUGAAUCAUCAAUUUUACCUCUUCUACAACUUGGAAUAUUGGUUUUUACCUAUGAAGUUCCCUUAUCUCAAAAUAAUUUAUGAAGAGGUCCCUUUGCCUAUUGGAAGCAAAAUGUCCUUUGGUGUAUAAUUGCUUACUGAAGAACUGAACUUGCCCUUAUGUCAGAAUAUCUGUAAGGAUUUUGGAGCACUACUGUGAUGGUAUUGAAGUUUUGUACAUUUCACUGCUAAUGGUAAAAUUGGUGUUGGGGAGCCUUUGCUGGACCAUGUGAAAGACUCUGCCUUUU
This is a messenger RNA of Cariama cristata (Red-legged seriema), 1189 nucleotides long. RefSeq names its product ceroid-lipofuscinosis, neuronal 5 (gene CLN5). The record is from RefSeq and is a predicted model, not a curated record. Gene Ontology annotation, cellular component: lysosomal membrane; lysosome. Gene Ontology annotation, biological process: lysosome organization. The annotation marks the transcript as partial. Lineage: Eukaryota; Metazoa; Chordata; Aves; Cariamiformes; Cariamidae. The transcript is spliced from 4 exons. Gene Ontology annotation, molecular function: hydrolase activity, acting on glycosyl bonds.